CCGCUAUUCAACCUUCUUUUCAUGUUUUAGAGCUGAUGUGUCUGUAAAGAAAAGCAGAAAAAGGGAGAAUAGCAAACAAGGAAAAAAUCAGAAGCUCAACAGAAGGUUUAGACUCCAGGGCAUCAAAACUAACGGGUUACCACUCUAGCCAUGGCAUGUCUGCUCAUAUCCAUAAUUGUGCUGCAUUUGCUCAGCUUGGCCAUGCUCCUUGUUGCCACCCUGGAGAAGUCCUGGUGGAUAUGGACAGAUUCAGAAAUCACUGACCUCUGGUAUAACUGCUUCUACGAUAACGCUACCAAAACCUGGUUGUGUGCCGCUACCACAGAAAGCGACUGGCUCCAAUCUGCCCAGGCCCUCAUGAUUCUCGCUGUGGUCUUCUCCUCCAUCUCUUUCCUGGUUUUUCUGGCACAGCUCUUCACCUUGUCCAGAGGGAGCCUCUUCUACUUCACAGGGCUCUGUCAGGGCUUUGCAGGUUUCACAGACUUUGCUGCCUGCCUCAUCUUCACCUUCCACAGAGAGGAGAUCUUAAGUGGCUCCAGAGAUCUGAGCAAAGGACGCUUUGGAUACUGUUUCAUCCUGGCAUGGCUGUGUGUCCCUCUGCUUCUUGUUAGUGGAAUCUUGUAUGUCCAUCUGCGCAAAAAACAGUGAGAAGAAAAGCAAAGAGUGAGAUAGAGACCUGUUAUCUUAUCUAGAGUGUGAUGUUCAUCUCCCCCUUCACCUUUUUCCAGUUAACACUGAGCACACGAGGAAAUAAGAUAACUGAGGAGAAAAUUAUAAUGUUUUACUUUUAUUUUCCUUCUUGUUCUGGUAUGUCAUAUCAUUUCAGUUUGACAUUGUUAUGAUCUGUUACAUAAUAAAACAAACAAACAAAAAAAUAAAAUAAAAUGUAUAAGCAGCAAUGCUGUAAGAUGCACUUGAAGGAUUCUGACAAAGAAACAUCCGAGAAUAAAUAUAUAACCUGUGUUUAACAGUC
Molecule: messenger RNA, 973 nt
Organism: Melanotaenia boesemani (Boeseman's rainbowfish)
Lineage: Eukaryota; Metazoa; Chordata; Actinopteri; Atheriniformes; Melanotaeniidae
Gene: emp3a
Product: epithelial membrane protein 3a
Exons: 5
Coding region: 151-648 (165 amino acids)
Cellular component (GO): plasma membrane
Source: RefSeq, a predicted model, not a curated record